Molecule: messenger RNA, 1653 nt
Organism: Paraphaeosphaeria sporulosa
Lineage: Eukaryota; Fungi; Ascomycota; Dothideomycetes; Pleosporales; Didymosphaeriaceae
Product: HET domain-containing protein
Exons: 2
Coding region: 1-1653 (550 amino acids)
Source: RefSeq, a predicted model, not a curated record
AUGCGUCUGUUGCACUUCAACAGCAACGGCGAUCCUAGUCUUACUAGCAACCUCGUUAAAAACGUCCCCCCCUAUGCGAUACUAUCCCAUACGUGGGGCAGCGAUGAGGAAGAAGUCAAGCUUCAGGAGUUGUCAAAGGGCAUCGGCAAGGACAAACCCGGAUACGCCAAAAUAGUCAAUUGUGGGAAACAGGCCGCUUUGGACGGACUGGUCCAUUGGUGGGUAGACACCUGCUGUAUUGACAAGACGAGUGAUUCUGAGCUAUCGGAAGCCAUCAACUCGAUGUAUAAGUGGUACCACUAUGCCGAAGUCUGUUACGUCUUCUUAUCGGAUACUGGGAGUUACGAGACGGUGGAUCGGAGUAGAUGGUUCACGCGUGGCUGGACCCUUCAGGAGCUGUUGGCGCCGAAGUUUAUGGUGUUCUACACUCAAGACUGGGAAAGGAUUGACACGAGAGGCAAUCUGUCACCUACCAUUCAGCGCGUCACGGGGAUUCCCCCCCGCAUCCUUGCACGGGACUUCUCUCGCGAGUGCAGUAUCGCACAAGUCAUGUCAUGGGCAGCCAAACGUGAAACAACUCGGGAGGAGGAUAUGGCAUACUGUUUGCUCAGUCUCCUUGGCAUCAACAUGCCUUUGCUGUAUGGAGAGGGGGCGAGAGCGUUCGAGCGUCUACAGCUGGAGUUCAUGAGGACUUCUACCGACCAUUCUUUGUUCAGCUGGAAGAGCCCCAACGACGAAAGAGGGCCACGCGAACGAGGACCCCUUGCGGUGAACCCUGUGGAAUUCGUAGCCUGCCAACAAGUUAGGCUUCUCGAACGGAUUCACUCCAGAGAUUUCCUGAUGACCAAUCGAGGCCUGCGCAUGAGACUGCCCCUGAUAGAGGUGCAGGACGGUGCGUUAGCUGCGGUUCUGGACUGUAUGGGAGACGAUGACCGGCGCCUUGCCAUCUUCCUUAAAGAGGUUCAUCCCAAGGUAUACCACCGGAUACGUUGUUCAGAGGUCUUGACAAUCGACGAUACCGUCAGUAUUCCUGCGCCCAAAUCCAUAUACCUUGGAUCAGCAGCACCGCAGACCUACAGAUACCUGUUUGACGUGGAUUUCAGUGGUGUGAUGGGACGUGGCUUCAAUCUCGAGAAACACCAUAACCCGGAUGGUUUCUAUCGAUGGACGCUUGAAGAGCGUCGCCAUGGCCGUUUCAAACUCGAGUUAGUUGACAGCGGAGCUUACGGAGGGGCACUAUUUGGGAAUACCAUGACUGGCGAACAUUUCGUCGCGAUUCUGGGCGUUCAUAACUGGAAGGUCUGGUUGGACGUGACUGAAAUAGAGCCACAUGAGUCUUUCGAGGACGUUGUGGAAGAGUACUACCAUUUCCGCGAAAGGCACGAUCCCGAGAAAGAGAAUUGCAGAUGCGGAAAGCCAUGGGACGGUUUCAAAAUCCUGCAACGGACACUGGCUAAGGGAAGCGUGGGCAAGGUCGUUUUGAGCGUGAACAGACACAAUGACGACAACGACGACAACAAUAGCGAUAGCGAUAGCGACGACGAUGGCGACAUUAAUGGCGAAAAUACCAUCAACAAAGACGACGACGACGUCGGAUCAUCUUCACAGACCUUAUUUUUCGGUCAAUUCAACGUGAAGAUUGUGGUGGAAUGA